Fonsecaea multimorphosa CBS 102226 is the source of this 270-nucleotide messenger RNA. RefSeq lists its product as uncharacterized. NCBI's taxonomy places the organism in Eukaryota, Fungi, Ascomycota, Eurotiomycetes, Chaetothyriales, Herpotrichiellaceae. The record is from RefSeq and is a predicted model, not a curated record. The transcript is spliced from 2 exons. Bases 1 to 270 code for a protein of 89 amino acids.
AUGGAGCCAAUUGUGGAGGGCCAGCCCAUUGUGGAGGGCCAGCCCAUUGUGGAGGGCCAGCCCAUUGUGGACGGCCAGCCCAUUGUCCUCGAGAACAAGGCACUCCGGCAUAAAGGUCUCACCAGAACAAAGUCAGCGUCACCAGUAGUCAUUGCCGAGGAGACCCCUGGUGAAGCGCAAGCUCGUUUGAUCGAACUCAGAUCGGUUCUGGCCACUGGUCGAAGUUCCUCGCUCAUGCUUGAGAAAGUGGCCUUGCGAAGCGCAGCUUGA